Molecule: messenger RNA, 2209 nt
Organism: Calliphora vicina (urban bluebottle blowfly)
Lineage: Eukaryota; Metazoa; Arthropoda; Insecta; Diptera; Calliphoridae
Exons: 2
Coding region: 952-1953 (333 amino acids)
Source: RefSeq, a predicted model, not a curated record
UAUGUUUAUGUAUGUGUGUUGGGUAAUUUUAUGGCAACCACAACAAUAAGAAUAUAUUAAACCAAUAAUAAAAAACAACAAAAAGUUAUAAAAAAAAGGAAAAACUAUAUAGAGGAGAUGGAAAAACUUAUGGUAUCUUAACACAACAUAAUUAUCAAAUAAAAUACAAAAACAAAAAAAACAACACGAACACCACUGAAAAACAAAUAAAACCGAAAGCAAAAGAAACAGAAACAGAAAAAAAGGAACCAACCGAAAACGUAUGGAAAAUAAACAAAAUUCAACAAUUUAUUGUAAAUAAACACACAACAACUACAUUAAUAACAAAAAAAACAUCAAGCAACAAACAGUAAUGAUAAUGAUGAUAUUGAAAAAUAAACGUAAACAAUUCACUACGAAGAGCAGUCAGUAUUAACGACAAUGUCUCCUACUGAUCGUCGUCGUCAUCAUCAUCAACGGCAACAACUACAGCAACAAUAACAACAACAAGACAAGACAACAAAUCAACUCAAUUUCAGAUUUUUGCAUGUUGCUGUUGAAUUUUCUACGCAAUUAAACGAUGUCAUGUUAUCAACAUCUACAUCAUAUUAUAACAACAGCACAAGCAGCAGCAACAACAACAACAACAGCAACCAAAACGACAAUAACACUAAACAACCCAGCAGUAGCAGUGGAACUGGAAACAGCAGCAACAACUACAAGGGACAUUAUUAUCAAUUUGAACAACAUCUACAACAGCAGUUAAAACUUGAGCAACAUCUUUUGUAUUUAUUAUUGUUGUUGUUGUUAUUGGUUCAAUCGCAAAAAAGUCGCACAAAACAUAAAGAAACAGAAAAAAUUGCAAUAAAAACGCCAUUGCCUUUAUAGACAGCAGGCAAGCAGGCAAACAGCAGCAACAUCAUCAAGAAAAUCAAAUCACAUCACAUUGUUAAAAAGUAAAUCCAAUGGAAAAUGAUGACGAUGAUGUUUUACGUAAACAGCAGCUUUAAAAGCAACAACAACAACAAGAACUACAGUAAUACUACAACAGCGGCAGUAACUAGCAACAGUAGGAGUAGCACUGGAUGCAGUGGUUGUUGUAUUGCCAGUAAUGUUAACAAUAAAAUAACGUUGAAACAACAAAAAAAUUAUAAUAUUGAAAGGACUGAUAAUGUAAACAUUAAAGACAGCAGCAACAUUAGCGACAACUACAACAACAGAAAACGACAAAGCGAUGAAGAUGAAGAUCUACAAAACCACCAUUAUUGUAGCAGCAACAGCAGCAGUUACACAACAGCAACUACAACAAGGGAAACAACAGCUCAACAAAGUUUUAAAUUAACGGCAACAACAGCAACAGCAGCAACAAAUAUUACAAAUCGAGGGAAUAUCAGCAAUACAACAUCAACAGCAACACUAACAGCAUCAUCGUCAUUAACACAACGACAACGAAGAAGGUGUUUUAACGACGACAACAGCAUUAGCAGCAACAAUAGCCACAUUAUUAUUAGUAAAAACAACAACAACAACAGCAGCAGCAACAGCAGUAGUAGUAGCGAAAAUUGUUUUCAUUGUAGUUUUCACAAUAGCAAAACAGCAGCGCACAAUUUUUGUUGCACAUCAUCAUCACCAGCUUCAACAUCACCAGCAUCAUCAACCUCGACCCGUAAAUGUAAAAAUUAUAGCCUUAAAACAACUUCUAGCAUCAGUAGCAACAACAGCCAUCCCCAUACACGUCGAAGAUAUGGUAGUGGCGGUGGCAGUGGCGGUGGCACUGGUGGUAUCAUAUUCAACGUCCAUAACAUCAUUAGCCUUUUUGGCCUUCAGCUGUGUUGUCUCCUGCUGUUGCGGCUAACACAUUUCGCCACUGGUCUUGCUGUUGGUGUAGACUCAACAAAUGCAAAUCUCACAGAUUUGGGUAGUCCCGGUAUGUAUUCUUCCAUUCUAAACCAAAAACUAACAAAAAAACUGUAGCAAUACAUUAGCAACAUUAUUGAUUUUUUAAGUUCAAUUCUGUUGAGUUUUAUUUUACAGUUUUUUUUUUUGGUUUUUUUCUUUAUUAUACUGGCAUAUUAUGUAUUUAUUUUGGAGGGAAAUUAACCUAAAUAAACUUUGGGUUAUUUUUUCCUCUUAGUUCUUUUGCCAGCUAGAGGUAUUAACAAUAUAAUCAACAACAAAAGUUUUCUGUUUUACUGCUACCAAAUUUCCUUCCUAUAACUCUUUUUUUAUU